UGGAAACCGAAGUUUGGAGAUAAACCUAAAAUUUUCUCUUCUAUUCUCCUCUCAGCAGUAACGCUGUUGAAGGCGGUGGCGUCAAAAUUCCGCCAACUUACUUUUAAAUGUAGACAAGGAAGGGAUUUAGAGGUUCUUGAUAAAGAGAAUAACAAAACGGUUUUGAUGCAACACAACCACUGAUCAAGUGCCAAUUUCAAAGGAUAUGCUGGGUUCAGGAAGAUCUUUGGGUCACAAAAGAUACCGAGAGAAAACUCUUUCUGCUUCUGGAAACUUAUGUUACGGAGGGACACCUGAUGGGUGUGCAAGUUCCAACAGUAAGCCUGUGAGUUUUGAUACUCCAUGCUUCAAAAACUUGGAUUCGGAGGAUUUCCUUCUAUCAUUCGAGAAGAUUCGCACAGAUGUAACAGAAUGUAGAAACCUCUGGAACAAUAAAUUCAAGAGUCCUGGAAAGAUGGUGUUCCUUCCUCAUGACAUUGUAAAGCGGUUAGACUCUGUGGAGAACAUGAUAAGCUCAGUAAUAUCAGAAUGUAAAAAAGACUACGUACAAUUCGUCAAUAAACCUUUAACUUCGGAUUUUCCAUGCGUUUUUUACUUGGGGGUAUCAGAAGAUUUGCGUCAAUCACUUGAGAAGACUAGCAGAGCAGUAGCAGAUGGUAAAGAGUGUGCAAAGUUCAGCAGUAAGCCUGUGAGUUCAGAUACUCCAUGCUUUAAGAACUUGGAUUUGGGGGAUUUACUUCAAUCAUUUGAGAAGAUUUGCACAGAUGUAACAGAAUGUAAAAACCUCUGGAACAAUAAAUUUAGGAGUCCUGGAAAGGUGACGCUACUUUCUCAUGACAUUCAAAAGCGGUUAGACUCAAUUGGAAACAUGACAAGCUCAGUAAUAGCAGAAUGUAAAAAAGAGUACACACAAUUCAUCAAUAAACCUUUUACUUUGGAUUUUCCAUGCGUUUUUAACUCGGGGGUAUCAGAAGAUUUACGUCAAUCACUCAAGAAGACUAGCAGAGCAGUAACAGAUGGUAAAAAAAUGUGCAAAAUUCAGCAGUAAGCCUUUGAGUUCGGAUUUUCCAUGCUUUAAAAACUUGGAGGUACAGGUACAUUUUCCAAAAAAAGAAAACUUGGAGGUGCUGGAGGAGAUACGUCAAUCACUUGAGAAGGUUUGCACAGCUGCAGCAGAAUGUAGAAACCUCUGGAAGAGUUCUGGAGAGAUGGUGCCACUUUCUGGCUUCGGAAACCUGUUAGACUCGGUUGAAAACAUUAGCACAGCAAAAGCAAAAUUUGAAGGUGCAAUAUUAUUCAUCAGUAAGUAUUUCGCUGUGGAUUUUCCAUGCAUUUUCAACUCGGGGGUAUCAGGUGAUUUAGUAGAACGUACAGAGAGUGCAAAAUUCAUCAGUAAAGCUAUCAGUUUUGAUCUUCCAUGCUUCGAAAACGUGGAGGUAUCAGAGAAUUUACGUCAACUACUUGAGAAGAUUAGCUCAGCUGUAGUAGAAUGUACAAACCUCUGGAACAAUAAAAUCACGAGUUCUGGAAAUUUGGUGCCACUAUCUGAGUUUCAAAAGCUGUUAGAAAGUCAUGGGCUGUUAUGGCACAAGUGUAUUGUGCUUAAGUCGGGAGGUCACUGCUAACCAACUACAAAGCCGGAUCAAUCAGGGGCCAUAUUAUCUGUCGAACUUGCUUCCAGAUGUAACUUCAGAGUUACUCUGGGAAAAGGCAAGUAAAGACUUCUUCAGGGUGUGUCAAAUUUGUUUUCAACUUGAAAGAAAUUUCAAUGGACAGCAGGUUGGACAGUUAGCCUCUUUCCUUGAUUACCUCAUCAUGAUACAAGAGGAGCAGCGUUCUGUUGCAUAUCGUUUUGUUGAGCAUCUGUUGCAAUUAAAAAAUCUAUUGUUCGCUUAAAUGAUUUAUUCACAAAAAAAUCCAAUGUUGGUUCUGAUGGAGAUGAAGACGAGUGUCCUUUAGUGAGGAGCAAGAAUCUCACUGUGAAGUGCAUGUGGAAACAAAUGCACGUGUUUGAUAGUCUGUAUAUCAUGUCACGGGAAUCAUCUUCGUUGCUGAAGGAAGCUGAGGACAAAUCAGAUAAUUGCUCAACAACUGUCAACGAUGAACUCCACAAGAUUCUUGGAAUCAUCAAGGGCAAGAAAUUUAUGAAUGCAAGAGUAAUUUGUUUUCUGUUCGUUUGGUGGAUUUCUUAAAAGCCAGAAGUAUAGAAUAGUUUACGAACAGAUAAGAGCAAUGUAACACAGAUUUGAAACAAGUAGAACUCAGAUAAAUUGAGCCUAGGUUAGAAGUACAUAUGCUUCUAUAAUCAACUGAUGAUUUUAUAAUAAAAAGCUGGGUUGCAACGAUACGCCUAAAAAAAUAAUCAGCCGUAUCGAUACGUAUUUACACAGAUACGCGUACUAAUACUCCCAAUACUUCAAGAUAUAACUCAGUUAGAAAACUUUGACUAAAUAUUAGAAAAUUCAGAUAUUUUACUAGAUUCUAUGAGAAGUUUUAACUAUAGUGACAAAACAUUAGUUCCGAAUCUGUCCGCUGAUCUUGCUCUAGGCUUUCUUCCUUUCUUAUCCGGACUUUUUUCUCUCUUCAGUGAGGUUAAUCAUACAGAUUAUAUUUUAAUCAUGCAAACACAUGUAAGUAUUUUGUUAAGUUUCUAUCUUAUAUACAAUAUAUUUAUGUUAAACCACUGAUCAAUAUUGAGUAUGCCGUAUCGCCGUAUUUUAGUUUUUCAAGUUUGUGUAUCAUAGUAGCGUAUUGGUAUCUUGUAUCCGAUACCGUAUCCGUAUCGUUGCCUGGGACAGAUUCUAAGAAUUAUUAAAUACCAGAAUUGUUAAACCCUUCUGAAAGAAAAUAAAAUGAAGUAUUAAUGAGGAACUUUAAUGCCCUUCUAUAGAAUGGAAACUAAAAUAUUUUUAAUGUAUAAAAAGGAGUAAACUGCCACUGCAUCAUCUUCUUUGCUGGUGUCAUUUGGUCUAGUGUCCUUGCUUAUAAAUGAGUUUGUGUUGCAGCAAUCGAUGGGUAGUUUUUGUGGUUGCACCUGGAAUUGGAAGAAUUUCCAGCAGCUGAAUGUUCCCGGGUUUAUCUUGCCCCGAAAUCGAUGAAGCAGCUGCUUCGCUCAAGCUUUAAAAUAUUAGAUCAGUUGCGCAGUGUUCUCCAGGGGCAAAUUGUUGGUAAAAGUUCUGUUACAGAAAAGCUGAUUGGUAAAAGUUCUGUUACAGAAAAGCUGAUUGGUUGUUUUUACGAUGUACUCAGUAAGGGGAACUUGAUCGAGAAGGAAUAUUUUGAUGGUAUAGAGCAUAGGAAGCAGUUGCUGGAAGACACUGGCAGUCUUUUUGAUACUGAGGUUGUAUCUGAAAUAGAAUUUGCCAAAUCUGUCACGAAAACGUCAGAGCAGAUUGAUGAAACAGUUCAGAAACUAUUUUCAUUAAGGGGUUCUAUUCUUUCCGAAGACUCACCUCACAAAAAUAUCACUUUAUGGAGAGUUCUAUACGAAUCAUCAUUGGUGAAUAUUCAAUUGGAUCUUAUACGUGAAAACCUUGACGGAACAAUCAAACUUGGGGUCGAUCUAUUAAAACAUGCUCGGCUCGAGGACUCGGCAGACUUGUGUCAGCUUCAUGCGUCAAUUGUUAAACUAAUUGCAUCUUGUAACGGAGUCUUACAUGACUUCUUAGCCGUGCAGAAAACAGUGUCAGAAGUGAUUCACAUGGUAGCAGAAGUUUUUGUUCCGCGAUGUACUCGCAAGGCAGCAGUAGAAAUGCGAUGUAGUUCCACUGGUAUUAAGACUUCAGACGAGCAAGGUCUGGAUUUCUCACUAAAGAAAGAUGCCGAUAUUUGUGAUGAUGUUCCCACUGGAGAGGAUGAUGAUGUCGAUAUUUGUGAUGAUGUUCCCACCGGAGAGGAUGAUGAAUAUGACUGGGAUGAUCCUGAUGUCAUUUAUGUCAUGUCAAGGAGGGUGCCCAUCAAGUUUGAUGAUGAAGAGUUUGAUUAAUAGAGCAACAAUCAAAAUCCACUGAUGAAACCUAGAUUUUGCUCGGGGUAAAACAGCUAAUAGAGGACCGUGUUCUGUGGUGUAAACAAAUUAUGAUGAUAGAACUAUGUUUUAUGGAAAGACUCUCUCUUUCGUUAUUGAAAGAAUAUCAUGUCAUCUGUUAGUGGUUGCAUGUCUGCUUGCAAA
This is a messenger RNA of Papaver somniferum (opium poppy), 4171 nucleotides long. RefSeq lists its product as uncharacterized. The transcript has 11 exons. Lineage: Eukaryota; Viridiplantae; Streptophyta; Magnoliopsida; Ranunculales; Papaveraceae. The record is from RefSeq and is a predicted model, not a curated record. Bases 3095 to 3985 code for a protein of 296 amino acids.